Messenger RNA from Paramecium octaurelia, 331 nucleotides. The record is from the annotation of a GenBank genome assembly. NCBI's taxonomy places the organism in Eukaryota, Ciliophora, Oligohymenophorea, Peniculida, Parameciidae.
AUGCCAAAAGAUAAGAGGUAAUUAACUGAUGAACUUCAUAAUUAUAGGGGAUAUCAAACAAUAUCCAAAGUACCACUAUUCAAAUAAAUGUUAGAAAUAAUUCAUAAUCUUUGGCAUCUCCAUAAUCAGGAGGUUUUAAAUUCUCUAAAUCCCCUCACAAGUAACUUUAAGAACCUUAGCCUAUUCCUGAACCAGGAGCAGAUGAUCCAAAUCUAUCAGUAUAAAAAUCUGCAAUUAGAUUAUUUAACCGAAUCCUCCUAACAUCAAAUUCAAAAAGGCUUAUAUAUCCCACUUGAUUUUCGACCAUGCACUUACAAUUUGAACUGAUUGG